AUGGCCUUGCCACCACACCAGACUGGAUCUGCUCGGAUGGGAUCCGCCCCUGCUUCUGCUAUUCAAGUGCCUACGCAUGAUCCUGCACUUCUUGGUGGUGGUUCUUCUAUUCCAAAUAUAGGAGGUCCAUCAGCAUGGUGGCCUGGACCUUUGCCACAAGCCACAUCUUCAGCAGCCACAUCCACAAAUUGUGGUAUGGAUUACUAUCCACCUGGUGGUUUUAUGAGCAUUUUACAAUCUGGACAACCAUUCUUUCCUCAUGUUUCGGCACCAUGGCCACCUAUGGGAAAGGAAUCUCAAUUAGCACCACCAAAAAAUGACUCAGGAAACCAAAAUUCUAAAAAGAGAUCGAAAGGCAAAACCAUCAUCAACUUAGAUGAUGGAAACGAUGGCAGGACUGCAAAGCGCCUUGUAUUUGAUCCAGAUGAGGACGUGAGGCUAGUCAGUGCAUGGCUGAUCCACUCAAAUGACCCAAUCAAUGGGAAUUGCAAGAAAAAUGAGAAGUAUUGGGGUGAUGUACAUGGACACUACAAUAAGACUACACCUACAAACCGAAAAAGAGAGGUGAAACAUCUCAAAGAUCGCUGGACAAAAAUUAAGAGAUGGGUGGCAUUUUUCUGCGGAAGUUGGAAGAAGGCUACCUCAAUUUAUCUUAGUGGAUAUUCAGAUGAGCAGCUAAAAGACAUGGCUAAGCAGUUUUAUUUGGAUGACUAUAAGGAAGGACCAUUCACAGUUGAGCACUGCUGGAAGAUUCUUCGUGAUGAACCCAAGUGGCAUGCAGUUUUGGAAGAACUUGAAAACCCAAAUAAAAGGAGUUUGGAUGGUGAAGAUGAGGCAAUUGGCACCUCAAGGACACCAGAAGCUGUAGGAGAAUUAGAACGUCCUAUGGGGACACAACAAGCUAAGAAAAAACGCAAUGGUAAAGGUAGAGUCAGCGAUGAUGAUGAAACAUCCUAUGAUGAAGACUUGAAGAAAUUCAUUGACAUUCAAGCAGCAACAAAAAAACGACAGGAAGAUUUCGUAGAGGCACAAGAACGCAUUUCUGAAAAGAAGUUUCAGACAGCAAGGCUUAACAGGGAGGCCGCUUUACUGGAAUCAUAUCAAAAACUCUUGUGUAUGGACACUAGGGAGAUGACAGAGGAUAUUAGAGCUGAGCAUGUCCUUGCCUUGAAGAUGCUAAGGGAGAAAUUGGCCGGUAACAAUAACUAA
Setaria italica (foxtail millet) is the source of this 1209-nucleotide messenger RNA. RefSeq lists its product as uncharacterized. The transcript has 4 exons. The record is from RefSeq and is a predicted model, not a curated record. NCBI's taxonomy places the organism in Eukaryota, Viridiplantae, Streptophyta, Magnoliopsida, Poales, Poaceae. Bases 1 to 1209 code for a protein of 402 amino acids.